UGUUGUUGUAGCGGGCGAGCUGCAUGGCGCGACGCUGUGGAUGGUGGUGUGCGGCGCGGCGGCGCUGGUGGCGGCCGCCCUCGCCGCGCUCGCAUGCUGGAUCGCGCGCCGCAGGAACUCACUCGCUCACAAACUAGGGCCCUUCGCAGGCGGCAAGCGCGGCCCGGACAAGGCGCUGGUGUUCCAGCCGCCGCGCCGCGCCACCGCCGUGCGCUCGCCGGGCUCCGCCACGCACUACCUGCGCAAGUCCCCGUCGCCGACUGCGCCCGCGCCGCCUGCCGCCAGCCCGCCGCAGCCCGCGCCGCAGCCGCCGCUCAUCAACCCUGCUACUACCCCGUCUGGCGGUAACAGCCCGCACACGCCGACAGCUCCGACCGAGCCGGCCCCGCUCAGCAAGGAGCUCGCCGACGCCAAUGCCACCGAGAAAGUAAAGACAGCGGAGCCCGAGAACAAUGAUGGACGUCUCGGAGACCUGCACUUCAAACUGCGCUAUGAGAACGAGAAGAACGCGCUGGUGGUGUCGGUGGUGUCGUGCCAGGGCCUCCCGGGGCGCGAGCCCGCCGGCCCCGACCCCUACGUCAAGCUGCAGCUGCUGCCCGAGAAACAGCAUAAAGUCAAGACCAGGGUGGUUCGCAAGACCCGCUGCCCGGUGUACGACGAAGACUUCACGUUCUACGGCAUCGCCCCCAACCAGAUCGCCGCCAUCACCCUGCACUUCGUCGUCCUCAGCUUUGACAGGUAUACUUCAAAAUCAAGAAUCAACUAAGCUUAAAUAUUUUGUCGUGGUGAUCU
Trichoplusia ni (cabbage looper) is the source of this 792-nucleotide messenger RNA. Its product is annotated as synaptotagmin-4-like. NCBI's taxonomy places the organism in Eukaryota, Metazoa, Arthropoda, Insecta, Lepidoptera, Noctuidae. Bases 41 to 766 code for a protein of 241 amino acids. Gene Ontology annotation, cellular component: synapse; axon. The transcript has 5 exons. The record is from RefSeq and is a predicted model, not a curated record. Gene Ontology annotation, molecular function: calcium-dependent phospholipid binding; clathrin binding; SNARE binding. Gene Ontology annotation, biological process: regulation of dopamine secretion; vesicle fusion; cellular response to calcium ion.